AUGAAUCCAUCUUAUCGUCGUUUAUUGAUUAUUGGUUAUGGUGGUGUAUCCCAAUGUGCGUUACCACUGAUUAUCAAUUUUUACUUACUAAAGAAAAAAAUAACUUCCAUAAUCAUUGUCGAUGCAUUCGAUAUACAAUCUAAACUUCAACCAUACCUUGAUCAAUAUAAUCAAAUCAAAUUUCACCAAGUACUUAUAGAUAAAGAUAAUUUUGAAGAAAUAUUUGAAAAUUAUCUUUCUUCAAAUGAUAUUAUUUUGGAUCUUGGAUUUAAGCUUGAUACGAGAUGUGAAUUGAAAUGGUGUAAUGAUCAUAAUGUUUGUUUUGUUAAUACAUCAAUCGAAUUGUGGGAUACACUUUAUCAUAAACAUCCAAGUGAUCCAUAUCUAUCAACAUUACAUUGUCGACAUAAAGGAUUAAUCGAUAUGCUCAAUGAUAAAACAUGGAAAAAAAAUGGCGCAACAAGUAUUGUUGAUCAUGGUUGUAAUCCUGGACUUGUUUCUCACUUUGUUAAACGAGCACUUAUUGAUAUGACUGAAUAUAUUCUUACUAAAUGUUCAACAUCAAUUUUAGAAGACAAGCGUAUUGAAUUUGAAGAAGCAUUGAAAGAAAAAAAUUAUCCUAAAUUAGCUUAUUUAAUAGGUAUAAAAACAAUUCAUAUAUCGGAACGAGAUACACAAAUAACAAAUGUACCAAAAAAACUUAAUGAAUUCGUAAAUACUUGGUCGGUUGGAGGUUUUGUUGAAGAAGCGUUAGCAUCAACUGAAAUCGGAUGGGGAACACAUGAAAGAAAUAUACCUGAGGGUAUGUUAUUUUUUGAUGAAAAGCAAGAACCAAACAAUCUAGUAUGCUAUCCACGCAAAGGAAUGGACACUUUGGUUCGUUCAUGGGUACCAAGUGGCGAAAUAAUUGGAAUGGUUGUGCAACACAGUGAAGCAUAUGGUAUUUCAAAAUCAUUAACUAUUCACAAAGAUGAUGGAAAUAAUAACUCAAUUAUUUAUCGUCCAACAGUGCAUUUUGCAUAUUUACCAUCGGAUUCAGCAAUGAAUUCUUUAUUUGAAUAUCGUAUGAAUAAUUAUAAACUUCAGCCUAAAAUCCGUCUAUUAAAUGAUGAUAUUAUUGAUGGAGCUGAAGAAGUUGGUGUUCUUCUUCUUGGUAGUCCAUAUGUACGUGCUUGGUGGACUGGUAGUGUACUCAAUAUCCAUGAAGCGAGACGAUUAGCUCCAGGAAAAAAUGCAACAACACUACAAGUAGCUAUUGGGGCUGUUGCAGCAGUUAAUUAUUGCAUUAAUCAUCCAAAUGAAGGCUAUUGUUUACCAGAUGAUAUUGAUGCUCACGAAAUACUUGAUAUAUGUAUGCCAUAUUUAGGAAAUUGGAUUUCAAAAGCAGUUGAGUGGCCACCAAUAAAUGAUAAAAUUACAAAAGAUUGGCAGUUUACAUCGUUUCUAGUUGUUGACUAA
Molecule: messenger RNA, 1458 nt
Organism: Rotaria sp. Silwood2
Lineage: Eukaryota; Metazoa; Rotifera; Eurotatoria; Philodinida; Philodinidae
Source: the annotation of a GenBank genome assembly